This is a messenger RNA of Bipolaris maydis ATCC 48331, 1224 nucleotides long. RefSeq names its product HSCB C-terminal oligomerization domain-containing protein. The record is from RefSeq and is a predicted model, not a curated record. Gene Ontology annotation, biological process: protein complex oligomerization; [2Fe-2S] cluster assembly. Gene Ontology annotation, cellular component: mitochondrion. NCBI's taxonomy places the organism in Eukaryota, Fungi, Ascomycota, Dothideomycetes, Pleosporales, Pleosporaceae. Gene Ontology annotation, molecular function: protein-folding chaperone binding; ATPase activator activity.
ACACCCCACUAUACAUAUACGUACAACCCACGAAUUAAAUAAUGCGCUCCCUGAGACCAUCCGCCGCGCGUAAAAUCCGCGCAUCAAUUACCUCCGAAUCGGCCGUCUCAUCACUAUUUCGCACGCGACAAAUCGGCACACCAUGUCUCUUCUGCGCCCACCGCACAGCACCUCAAGCAGCUUUCCGUCGUUUCCAAUCCACAUCGUCGAGCUCGAAUACGGUCGAAAAGCCAUUUGAAACAAAGCCAUCAGCAGUGGCACAAGCCCCACAAACACACUACUCCUUCUUCCCCGCAUCACUCCCCGACGGUCCCCCACCAAACGGCCCCUUUGCCAUCGACCUUGCCGCCCUCAAGCGCGAGUUUCUACAGCUACAAGCACGCGCGCAUCCCGAUCUGCAUCCGCAAGCGGACAAGAAACGCGCCGAAGCCACGUCGGCACGCAUUAACGAAGCCUACAAGACGCUCCAAAACCCCUUGUUGCGCGCACAAUAUCUACUUUCGUUGAGGGGCAUUGAGGUGGCGGAGGAUGAGACGGCCAAGGUGGACGACCCGGAACUGUUGAUGGAGGUUCUCGAGGCGAGAGAGAGUAUCGAGGAGGCGGAGCGAGAAGAGGAUUUGGAAGAGAUGCGGCAAAGGAAUGAAGAGAGGAUAGCACAAAGUACAGAGGUUAUCGACAAGGCGUUUAAAGAGGAUGACCUCGACGCAGCGAAGAGUGAGGCGGUAAAAUUGAGGUACUGGGUCAACAUCAAAGAGAGCAUAGAGAAUUGGGAAAAGGGUGUACCGGUUGUGUUGCAGCAUUAGCAAGGCGUAAACGGCUGGAGUAUGGUACUGUAAAACAAAAAGCUCAAUCCCCUCCUCUAUCCCAUUUUUAACCACUAGAUUUUCCCUAGACAGGCACAGUAAUGGGAUUCAUAACCCCCGCGCCCCCAUCAACCCUCAACUCGGCCCCCGUGAUAUAACUACUAAACCCACUGGCCAAGAAGCCCACCGUCCUCGCUACCUCCUCUGGCCUCCCCGCCCUCUCCAACCCAAUCGUCCUCUUCUGACUCUCACCCCCUUGCAGACUCGCCGGUGGAAACUGUCCCUGCGCCAUCUCCUUGACCCCACAAUCUUUCAAAUCAACCCCCACAUCAAUCUGGCCCGCCGUCACCGCGUUAAUCCGCACCCCAGUCCCUUUCAACACCAGCACCCCCGACCGCACAACUCCCAAGGCCGCAUGCGA